AUGUCUACCGAAGAAAUCCCACAAGGUGCUGAUGUCAACAUCAUUUCAAAUAAAAACGAAAAGAAAGCCAGAGAAUUGAUCAAGAAAUUGAACUUGAAACAAAUUAAAGGUAUUUCCAGAGUUACUUUUAAGCAAAAAGGUAACUUGAUUUACGCAAUUGACAACCCAGAUGUCUACAGAUCAGCUGCUGGUACUUAUGUUGUUUUUGGUGAAGCCAAGGUCGACGACAUGAACCAAAGAAUUGCUGAAGCUCAAGCUCAACAAGCUCAACAAGAAGCUUUGUCCAAUGCUGCUGGUGCUGCUCCAGAUGCUUCAACUGCUACCGAAGACAAGUCACCAGAAGCUAUUACUGCUGAUAUGGAAAAAGCAAGCUUGUCUGAAAACAAGGUUGAAGAAGUUGAUGAUGAUGAUGAAGAAGUUGAUGAAUCUGAGUUUGAUCCAAAAGAUAUCGCAUUGAUUGUUGAACAAACCCACGUUUCUAGAUCCAAGGCAGUAAAGGCGUUGAAGAACCACAAUGGUGACAUGGUCAAUGCACUUAUGGAGUUGUCUUAG
This is a messenger RNA of Lodderomyces parapsilosis, 552 nucleotides long. RefSeq names its product Egd2p (gene EGD2). Gene Ontology annotation, biological process: protein targeting to membrane. The record is from RefSeq and is a predicted model, not a curated record. Bases 1 to 552 code for a protein of 183 amino acids. NCBI's taxonomy places the organism in Eukaryota, Fungi, Ascomycota, Pichiomycetes, Serinales, Debaryomycetaceae. Gene Ontology annotation, cellular component: nascent polypeptide-associated complex; cytoplasm. The transcript has a single exon.